This is a messenger RNA of Limulus polyphemus (Atlantic horseshoe crab), 793 nucleotides long. RefSeq names its product myelin transcription factor 1-like protein. The transcript has 5 exons. Gene Ontology annotation, cellular component: nucleus. The record is from RefSeq and is a predicted model, not a curated record. The coding region runs from base 1 to 579 and encodes 192 amino acids. Gene Ontology annotation, biological process: regulation of transcription by RNA polymerase II. Gene Ontology annotation, molecular function: RNA polymerase II cis-regulatory region sequence-specific DNA binding; DNA-binding transcription factor activity, RNA polymerase II-specific; zinc ion binding. NCBI's taxonomy places the organism in Eukaryota, Metazoa, Arthropoda, Merostomata, Xiphosura, Limulidae.
AUGGAGGGAACGGGGUGUCCUACUCCUGGUUGUAACGGAAGUGGACACGCGAACGGAAGUUUUCUGACACAUCGUAGCGCUUCUGGUUGUCCCAAAGCCUCCCCAGCAAGGAAGAAGUCCCGAAUGUCUGUUGACAAUAUCUCCCCACAAGGGGUAAAGAAUCAUCCAAAAAAUCAAAAUGGCUCGAAUACCCGGAUUUUAGAUGGAGAAAUGCUAGACAGGCGAGGGUACAACGUUCAAGCUCGGAACGAGAUGACCAACCUAACAACUGGGAUGAAACAACAGAUCCGAGCGACAGAAAGUGGGAACGAAGAGCUCUUUCAAGACAAAAGUAAUUUGUGUGGAUACUAUGAAUCUCUCCAAAAUAACUUUAUCUCUCUUCUGGACCAUGUUCGUCUACAGAAUGCUAGCGAGAAGCCCACGCAUGACAACUUUGAUAAAUACUGGUUAAGACUACAAUCACUGUGCAGCGACACCUACCGGGAAGACAACAAAGCCAUAUUUACGUCAGUGAAGCAAACCCUUCAAAACUUUACAAUGCCUCUGCAGAACCACCCAGCUGAGUGGAUAAGAACCUAAACGUUUUAGCAAUAUUUACAUCAUCGAAACACAUCAUCCGUGACGUCAUUUCACGAGAAGCAAACUGUGCUGGCCAUUGGAGAUCAGGCAUUUCUCACCGUUAACAGCAGCAAUCUUCAAAUCUUGUUCGUUUUUGUACUCAACAAGAAAUGGAGAGAAACUCUUUCUUUCUAACGGAAUAAAUUAUUUUACGAGUUGAAGUUAUUAAAAGAAA